AUUUGGACGAGACGAUUUCAUUUUUAGUUGUGUCUGAUGCAGACUGGAGGAGCAACAUAAUAUCGUGCUUCUCAGACCUGUCCGUGGUGAAGAGGUUAAAGAGGCCUUAUUUUCUAUGUUUCCUGAUAAGUCUCCUGGGCCAGACGGCAUGAGUCCGGGUUUUUAUCGGCACUUCUGGGACGUAGUGGGUCCGGAUGUCAUCAAGUUUUGCAGUGAAGUUUUCGAAUCUGACAACAGCUUGUUAUUUUUUAGAGCCAUGCAUGACGAAGCUUCAUUGAUCAAGGAAGCAUUAUCAGAUUAUGAGAGGGCCUCAGGACAGGAAAAUCAGGAAAAGGAAUUCGUUGGAAAGAAUGGAACUCCCUUUGUAAGCCGAAACCAGCUGGGGGCAUGGGAUUUAGAAGACUUCGGGAGUAUAAUUUGGCUAUGCUAUCUAAGCAAGCUUGGAGGAUUUUUACAUGUCCCGAUUCUCUUGUGGGAAGGGUUUUUAAGGCCAGGUAUUAUUCGAAGAGCACUUUUCUAAAGGCUAAAAUAGGAAAUAAUCCUUCUUUUAUUUGGCGGAGUUUAUUUCAAACUCAAGAGAUUAUUCGAGAAGGUUAUCACUGGAGGGUGGGAAAUGGACAUUCUAUCAAUAUUUGGGAGGAACCUUGGCUUCCGGACAAGGGGAAUCCGAGAGUGAUUUCGAUGGCAGGUGAAGGACUACAUGAGCGGUGGUGGCAAACCUCUUUGUCACAGAUAAAAAAGAAUGGGAUAAUGACAUCAUAAAUGAUAUUUUUGAAGAAAGAGAUGCUUUCUUGAUCAAAAGCUUGCCUCUUAGCAGACGACAUAUCCCAGACCUGUUAUGUUGGAGAUGGGAGGAAAGUGGCCAUUUUUCGGUUAAAAGUUGCUAUCGGCGUUUGGUGGGAGAGAUGGGGGGUUUGGAAGAUUUAGAUUGGAUGGCCAUGUGGUCAUGUGAGCUUCCUCCUAAAAUUAAAUUUUUUUUUGGCAGGUUUGUAACGGAUGUCUUCCCUUGAGAGAUAAUUUACAAAAGCGCCGAGUGGACUGCCCGGAUUCUUGUGGAUCAUGCGGAGAUGCCAGGGAAUCUGCAGAGCAUAUUUUCCGACUUUGUUCAGUCGUCCGUGAGGCCUGGGAAGCUAUGUCCUGGAAGUGGACCGAGGGGACUGUUUUGCCAUUUGUGGAGCAAAUAAAUCUGGAAUUCCGGAAUAGGAGAAAGGAGACUCUGGAGAAGCUAGUGUGGGGUUGUUGGGCUCUCUGGUGCGAGCGGAAUCAACGCGUCUGGCAGGGGAAAUCUUCCUCAAUGCAACAAAUUAUCCAUAGAGCACAAUCCAUGGUUGAUGGUUGGUCUCAAGCACAGGCAGCAAGAAGAGUUAAGGUGCAGAGGGAGCUUUCUGCGGCUUCUUCGUGGUGCAGACCUGCAGCAGGAAAAAUGAAACUUAAUGUUGACGCAGCGGUGCGAACGAAUGGUUGCGGGCUAGGCUGGUGUGUUCGAGAUGAUAGGGGCAGGUUCGUUGCGGGGGCUGCUCUUCCAUGGCCAGGAAGCUUAUCACCGUUAAGUGCUGAACUUGUGGGAGUUCGUGAAGCUCUAAGUUGGGUCAAGGACAACGGUUGGCUCGAGAUAGAGGUGGAGUCUGAUGCAUCCCGAGCUAUUUCAGAGAUAUUACAUGGAUCCAGUUGUUCGCUGGUUGGUUUUUUGGGUGAAGACAUAAGAGAUUCGGCGAAUUAUUUUUCGAGCAUUUCUUUUUGUCAUAUUAAGCGAUCAGCGAAUAAGCCAGCUCAUGCGUUAGCUAGUGCUGCUUGUUCUAUGUCUGAUUUGCGAUCUUGGUUUUAUUCUCCUCCUGGUUUUGUUAUAUCUGUGUUGGA
Messenger RNA from Cuscuta europaea, 1857 nucleotides. Lineage: Eukaryota; Viridiplantae; Streptophyta; Magnoliopsida; Solanales; Convolvulaceae. The record is from the annotation of a GenBank genome assembly.